AUGGAGUGGGACUUUUGGACGGCACUGUUAUUUGCUGGCACCGUUUGUACGACUAUAGGAUAUGGCCAUAUCUACCCAAUCACUAAUGCCGGCAAGAUUGUCACUAUGAUAUUCGCACUGUUCGGCAUUCCACUAAUGCUGCUGGUACUUCAAGAUAUCGGCAAACUGCUCACGAUAACCAUGAAGUUCCCGUGGUUCCAAACGAAACGUGUCGUUCGUCGCAUUUUGAGGUAUUAG
Cooperia oncophora is the source of this 237-nucleotide messenger RNA. The record is from the annotation of a GenBank genome assembly. Lineage: Eukaryota; Metazoa; Nematoda; Chromadorea; Rhabditida; Trichostrongylidae.